AAACUUACUCCAGGACACUUCCACCCCUGGGAGCAGCCCAGUCCACCCCUUGGUCCCUCCUGUCCCUCUGAGUGUGUCCUGGAGUGAAGGCGGGCAGCACCCGCCCUUUGGGGUGGCAGCGGCUCGGCUCUGCAGGCGGUGGGUGGGAAGAAGUGGCAGAGUCCAGGACUGUCGGGAUUCUGUCCGUCCGAGUGGGCCGCCUUCUCUCCGCUUUUCCCUGCAUCCCCCACUUUCUCCUGAUGCGAGAGGAAGGGAGGGAGCGAGCGUCCCGGCGGAGAGGGUGCAUGGGAGGCACCCUGCCCGAAACGUCCCAAGCCCGAGUGCUUGCGAGGGCGUCCAAGGAAUGCUGGAGUUUGGAGAAGGAAAUUGUGGCCCUGCCUUCUGGAGUCUGCCAUGGCUCAAGAGUCUCCCAAAAAUUCUGCAGCAGAAAUUCCAGUAACUAGUAAUGGAGAAGUUGAUGACUCCCAUGAACAUGGCUAUAAUAGGGAUUUAAAGUGUUCAUUACCAUCUGGACUUGGACUCUCAGAAACUCAAAUUACAUCUCAUGGCUUUGACAGUGCCAAAGAGGGGGUUAUUGAAGCAGGAGCAUCCCAAGGUUCCUCAGCACCACCUUUGCCGUCUGUUCUGUCUCCCAGCAGGGUUGCAGCUAGUCAGCUGGCUCAUCCAGGAGGCGACCUAACAGUUCCUGCAGGUGGCCAAAGAACACACACAAAAAGUGGACCAGUUAUUCUAGCAGAUGAAAUUAAAAAUCCUGCAAUGGAAAAGUUAGAACUUGUUAGAAAAUGGAGUCUCAACACAUACAAGUGUACUCGGCAAAUUAUAUCUGAGAAACUAGGCCGUGGCUCAAGAACUGUGGACCUUGAACUUGAAGCUCAGAUUGAUAUAUUAAGAGAUAAUAAGAAAAAAUAUGAACACAUUCUGAAACUGGCUCAAACGUUGUCAACGCAGCUUUUCCAGAUGGUACAUACCCAAAAGCAACUUGGAGAUGCAUUUGCUGACCUGAGUUUGAAGUCUCUAGAUCUCCACGAAGAAUUUGGUUAUAAUGCAGAUACCCAGAAGUUGCUGGCUAAAAAUGGAGAGACUCUUCUUGGGGCCAUUAAUUUUUUCAUUGCUAGUGUGAACACCUUGGUGAAUAAAACAAUUGAAGAUACACUAAUGACUGUAAAACAGUAUGAGAAUGCCAGAAUUGAAUAUGAUGCAUAUCGCACUGAUUUGGAAGAGCUGAACCUUGGACCACGUGAUGCAAACACUCUGCCAAAAAUUGAGCAGUCACAGCAUCUGUUCCAAAUACAUAAGGAAAAAUAUGACAGAAUGCGCAGUGAUGUUUCUGUCAAAUUGAAAUUUCUUGAAGAAAAUAAGGUUAAAGUGUUGCGCAAUCAGUUGGUCCUCUUCCACAGUGCUGUUGCUGCCUACUUUGCUGGGAAUCAGAAGCAGCUUGAACUGACACUUAAGCAGUUCCACGUCAAAUUGAAAACCCCUGGAGUGGAUGCCCCAUCUUGGCUUGAAGAACAGUAAACUCUCCUGGAAAAGAACAAACUGUAUUGUCAAACAGCUCAUAAACCUAGUAAGAAUUAAGUAGUGCUGGGAAGCGGUAAGGUGACCACCAUUGUAGUGGCUCUUGCACAGAGAGCUUUUAUUUCUCCCUUUUCAUACUAUAACAAUUGAACUGUUAAAUUUGAUGGGAAGGCAGGUAAUUUUUAUGUAAAAAUAAUUUCUAUAAUUCUAAACACAAUAAUUUUCCUUUUUAAGAAAUCCUUUUUGUAUGUAAGGGUUGUUGGCUAUUUCUGUAGUUUGAAAUAUUUAAUAUAGAUUUGCACUGACAAGAUAAAAAUUCAAGGCUUUUGGCCCCAGAAAUGAGGGCCAGCUAUAAUUUUCCAAGGGAGGUUUACAUGAUUUGUAUCAAUGUCAGGUAUUUUAUAUAUGAAUAUAUUCAACAAAAGAAGUAUGUCCAUGUAUUACCUUAAAGAAACAAGAAGCUAUUUUGCAGAGUAAGUUUUAUGGUGUCCUGUAGCGUCCACACAAGGGACAACUCAAAUGAAUGAUUGAUUAUGUAGAGAUUAUUGCAGAUACCUUUUUAAAGUUAAUCUGUACCACUGAAAUUCUGUUUAGAUAUUUUUAGAGAUCUGGAAAUCACAUGGUCAUAUUUUCAAUGACAUGUUUAAACUCAUGAAUUUGGUAAUUGUUUUAGUAAUUUUGAUUAAUAGUGAAACGUGUUUAAGAGAAGUAGAUGGCUUUUGUUUUUCUUUUUUCUU
Molecule: messenger RNA, 2252 nt
Organism: Acomys russatus (golden spiny mouse)
Lineage: Eukaryota; Metazoa; Chordata; Mammalia; Rodentia; Muridae
Gene: Arfip1
Product: ADP ribosylation factor interacting protein 1
Exons: 9
Coding region: 394-1515 (373 amino acids)
Biological process (GO): intracellular protein transport; regulation of Arp2/3 complex-mediated actin nucleation
Cellular component (GO): trans-Golgi network membrane
Molecular function (GO): phospholipid binding; protein domain specific binding
Source: RefSeq, a predicted model, not a curated record